This is a messenger RNA of Wickerhamiella sorbophila, 1299 nucleotides long. RefSeq lists its product as hypothetical. The transcript has a single exon. Lineage: Eukaryota; Fungi; Ascomycota; Dipodascomycetes; Dipodascales; Trichomonascaceae. The coding region runs from base 1 to 1299 and encodes 432 amino acids. Gene Ontology annotation, biological process: mRNA splicing, via spliceosome. Gene Ontology annotation, molecular function: U6 snRNA binding; U4 snRNA binding; protein binding. Gene Ontology annotation, cellular component: U4/U6 x U5 tri-snRNP complex. The record is from RefSeq and is a predicted model, not a curated record.
AUGAACAAUGCCAUUUCCAAAGUUAAAGAGUAUUUGGAGGAGGCAGAGCUCGAAAAAAUCGCAAAAACAUUAAUUGUGCCCAGCCAUGACGAAAAAGUGCGUGUUUAUCUCCGGUUCCACAAGGAGCCAGUCACGUUGUUUGGUGAAGACAGAGCCGAUAGACGAGCCAGACUCCGCAAGGUGAUGGCUCUUUGUAAAAAGCAAGACAAGCCGGUAUACCCGCCCAAAGAAGAUGAAUCAGAAGAUGAAUCUCCAAUAGACCGCACACUUAAGGGCACUGAAGAACUACGGCAAGCGCGGUUGUUCAUUGCACACGAUUGUAUUCCUCGGUCUAAUGCUCGACUCGCUGAUGAAAAAGCGCUGUACGACAGCUACAAAGCGGACGAAAAGAGUUUUAUUUUGAGUGAGAUUGAUAAAAGACGACAGCUACGAUUUGAGUUGGCGAAAAUCACGCCCUACGGCUCGCAAUCGGGAUUCCAAAGACCUGUUUCUGCAGUAAAUUUCCACCCAGAUCAAGAUGUUCUUGCAGCUGCUGAUUGGUCUGGAACAAUAUCUUUAUUCGACCAAAAUACUCUCGAAAAAGUGGCAAGCUCCAGUGAACACAACGGGAAAGUUACAGGGGUUGUGUGGGGUGACAACGUCUUGGCGAGCGGUGCGCAAGAUGGCCGGAUUCUGCUCCAUGAUUCUUCUCUCAACCAAGUUGCCGUACUUUCAGGUCAUACUUCCCGAGUUGCAAAGUUAGACUUUCACCCAACAAAGAAAUAUCUGGCAUCUGCUGGUUUCGACGAGGUUUGGAACUUGUGGGAUUGCGAAAAAACCACAUGCCUUUUGUCUCAACCGGGUCACUCAAAACCACUAUAUACUGUUUCAUUUCAUCCUGAUGGCAACCUGCUCUUAUCCGGCGGUCUAGACGGUAUUGGAAGAAUCUGGGAUCUACGGUCAGGCAAGUCUAUCAUGGUUCUUGACGGUCACCUGCGUGAGAUUUACUCUUCAGGCUGGUCGUUCAAUGGAUACAACUGCUUCACUGGCGGAGCGGACAAUAAUGUUCUUGUUUGGGAUCUUCGUCAAGGCUUGAAAAGUCAUGAAAUCCCCGCUCACCACAAUAUUGUUUCCGAUUUACACGUUACACGGGACUUUAUCAUAACAGCAUCUUACGACCAAACCGUAAGAUUUUGGGAUUCUGAUACUUGGGAAUUGCUGCAAUCUAUACAGACUGGUGAUAAAGUACUUUCAGUCGACUAUAAAUCAACCCUUUUGGGGCUCGGACGUUGGGAUCGUACUAUCGAUAUUUAUUGUUAG